Molecule: messenger RNA, 2127 nt
Organism: Acanthosepion pharaonis
Lineage: Eukaryota; Metazoa; Mollusca; Cephalopoda; Sepiida; Sepiidae
Source: the annotation of a GenBank genome assembly
AUGUCUUCCUUUCAUUAUUUAUCUAUUUAUUUCUUAGUCUAUCUAUCUAUCUAUCUAUCUAUCUAUCUAUCUAUCUAUCUAUCUAUCUAUCUGACUAGUCCUGGUCAUUCUGUUCUUAACUUAAUUUGUUCAUAUCUAUCUAUCUAUCUAUCUAUCUAUCUAUCUAUCUAUCUAUCUAUCUAUCUAUCUAUCUAUUUCAGUCUGUUCAUAUCUAUGUAUUUCAGCCGUUCCUUAUCUAUCUAUCUAUCUAUCUAUCUAUCUAUCUAUCUAUCUAUCUAUCUAUCUAUCGCAGUCUGUUCAUAUCUAUGUAUUUCAGCCGUUCCUUAUCUAUCUAUCUAUCUAUCUAUCUAUCUAUCUAUCUAUCUAUCUAUUUCAGUCUGUUCAUAUCUAUGUAUUUCACCCGUUCCUUAUCUAUCUAUCUAUCUAUCUAUCUAUCUAUCUAUCUAUCUAUCUAUUUCAGUCUGUUCAUAUCUAUGUAUUUCAGUCGUUCCUUAUCUAUCUAUCUAUCUAUCUAUCUAUCUAUCUAUCUAUCUAUCUAUCGCAGUCUGUUCAUAUCUAUGUAUUUCAGCCGUUCCUUAUCUAUCUAUCUAUCUAUCUAUCUAUCUAUCUAUCUAUCUAUCUAUCUAUUUCAGUCUGUUCAUAUCUAUGUAUUUCACCCGUUCCAUAUCUAUCUAUCUAUCUAUCUAUCUAUCUAUCUAUCUAUCUAUCUAUCUAUUUCAGUCUGUUCAUAUCUAUGUAUUUCAGUCGUUCCUUAUCUAUCUAUCUAUCUAUCUAUCUAUCUAUCUAUCUAUCUAUCUCAGUCUGUUCAUAUCUAUGUAUUUCAGCCGUUCCUUAUCUAUCUAUCUAUCUAUCUAUCUAUCUAUCUAUCUAUCUAUCUAUCUAUCUUUAUUUUCGAUCCUGCAAUCCCUUUCCUACAGACUAAACUCUGUCGUUCUUUUUUCGUUCUUUGAUUCUAUCUAUCUAUCUAUCUAUCUAUCUAUCUAUCUAUCUAUCUAUCUAUCUAUCUAUCUAUCUUUUGUAUCUUUCUAUCAAUCUAUCGUUCUUUCUUUGAUUCUAUCUAUCUAUCUAUUUUCUUUUUUCUUUAUUUUAUCAGUCUAUCGUUCUUUUUUCGUUUCUUUAAUUCUAUCUAUCUAUCAUCUAUCUAUUUCUAUCUAUCGUUUUUUCUUUGAUUAUCUAUUCAUCUAUCUAUCUAUCUUUCUAUCUAUCUAUCUAUUCUAUCAUUCUUAUUUGAUCUAUCUAUCUAUCUAUCUAUUCAUCUAUCUAUCUAUUCAUCUAUCUAUCUAUCGUUCUUUCUUUGAACUAUCUAUCUAUCUAUUCAUCUAUCUAUCUAUCUAUCUAUCUAUCGUUCUUUCUUUGAUCUAUCUAUCUAUCUAUCUAUCGUUCGUUCUUUCUUUGAGUCUAUCUAUUCAUCUAUCUAUCUAUCUAUCGUUCUUUCUUUUUCUAUCUAUCUAUCUAUCGUUCUUUCUUUUGAUCAUUUAUCUAUCUAUCUAUCUAUCUAUCUAUUUUUUCGUUCUUUCUUUGAUUCUAUCUAUCUAUUCAUCUAUCUAUCUAUCGUUCUUUUUUGAGUCUCAUCUAUCUAUCUAUUCAUCUAUCUAUCGUUCUUACUUUGUUCUAUCUAUAUCUAUCUAUCUAUCGUUCUUUCUAUCGUUCUUCUUUGAGUCUAUCUAUCAUCUAUCUAUCUAUCGUUCUUUCUUUGAGUCUAUGAGUCAUUAUCGUUCUUUCUUUCUUUCAUCUAUCUAUCUAUCUAUCUAUCUAUCUAUCGUUCUUUCUUUGAGUCUAUCUAUCUAUCUAUCUAUCUAUCUAUCUAUCUAUCUAUCUAUCUAUCAUCUCUAUCUAUCUAUCUAUCUAUCUAUCUAUCGUUCUUUCAGUCUAUCUAUCUAUCUAUCUAUCUAUCUAUCUAUCGUUCUUUCUUUGAGUCUAUCUAUCUAUCUAUCUAUCUAUCGUUCUUUCUUUGAGUCUAUCUAUCUAUCUAUCUAUCUAUCUAUCUAUCUAUCUAUCUCUAUCUAUCUAUCUAUCUAUCUAUCUAUCUAUCUGUCUAUCUUCCUUUGUAUCUUUCUAUCAAUAAAUCGUUCUUUCUUUGAUUCUAUCUAUCUAUCUAUCUAUCUAUUUUCUUUUUUCGUUCUUUGA